Molecule: messenger RNA, 2422 nt
Organism: Papaver somniferum (opium poppy)
Lineage: Eukaryota; Viridiplantae; Streptophyta; Magnoliopsida; Ranunculales; Papaveraceae
Exons: 12
Coding region: 102-2219 (705 amino acids)
Biological process (GO): proteasome-mediated ubiquitin-dependent protein catabolic process
Cellular component (GO): nucleus; cytoplasm
Source: RefSeq, a predicted model, not a curated record
UUUGUUCCCUGCGCUGAGAAAAUAAAACUUUUUGCCCUUACAAAUCCAACGACGAUAAGUUCCUGUACAUCUCUCGCUUUCUCUAAAUCUCUAGUGUGAGAAUGGAUUCCACACCAGUUAAUUGGGAUACCCUAGAUUCUCUUAUUAUCAAUUUUGCUAAAUCUGAGAAUUUACUCGAAGAUUGCACUGAAUCUUCUUCUCCUUCAUCUUCUGGUUAUCAUUCUCGUUUAGUAAUUCGUCAAAUCAGAAAGUUUAUUGAGAUCGGUGACAUUGAUUCUUCGAUUAGUCUUCUUCGAAUUCAUGCUCCUUUUGUUCUUGAUGAUCACCGUCUUCUUUUUCGAUUGCAGAAACAGAAAUUUAUUGAACUAUUAAGAAGAGGCACAACUAAGGAUCGCGAUGCUGCCAUUGAUUGCAUUCGAACAGUUCUUGCUCCUUGUGCUUUAGACGCUUAUCCGGAAGCGUAUGAGGAGUUUAAGCAUGUUCUUUUGGCGUUGAUAUUCGACAAAGACGAUCAGACUUCUCCAGUGGCUAAUGAGUGGUCUGAAAAGAGGCGCUUUGACAUUGCUGGCUUGUUAUCAUCGGUUCUUCGAGUUCACUUACAAGCGUUCGACCCAAUCUUUUCUAUGACAUUGAGAUACUUGAUAAGCAUACACAAAGGAUUUUGCUUUCGCCAAGGCAUUUCAUCACCUGUUUCAGAUCUGACCGAGAGAUUGCUUAUUGAAGAACGAGACCCAGCUCCUACUCCACAAGAAAGCUUGCUAGAGGCACCUCCAUUUGAUGAGGUGGAUGUGCAAGCGCUUGCUCAUGCUGUUGAUCUUACAAGACAAGGGGCUAUUGACAGCUUGCGAUCUGCUAAAGGAGAUUUGUUUCAGGCUUUUAAGAAUGAAUUGUGCCGGAUGAGAAUGGAUGUCUCAGUACUUGAUGAUCUUGUCCAUGAGUAUUGCGUCUAUAGGGGUAUUGUGGAAUGUGGGCUUUCAUCAGGACAUGCAUCAGACAUGCAAAGUCUUGGUAGAUCUUCAAUUACGUGUGAACCUGAUCCUUCCAAUGGUUCCUCGUUAGAUUGCUCCAUCAACAUGGAUGUGCAGCCUUGUAAGGACUCCGAUGGUGAAACUUCUGUUUGCAAUCCUGAUUCAAUUGGCACUCAAGAAAUGAACGUGCGGGGUGGUGAUGUCGAACGGCGAGUUGCAUAUGAGACAGAAAGCAAUCGAGAAGAUUGCAGCACAAGUAGUCCUGAAAACUUUAAAAACUUUCAGAAGAACAGAGGUCAUGGGACUGGAGAAAGGAGUGGACGUAAGAGGUGGAGAGGUAGGAAUGAGGGAUUAGAAGUUGGUCCUGAUAUUUCUCUUACUGGGACCAGCAAGCAAAAGCUUAGCGACCGUGACCAUGCUGCUGAUAUAUUCAUGUCAGAUGAAAAACAGGUUUCAGUAAAACGUCCUGGUUCAGAGAAUUUCCACAUUGGGGAGGAGUACAAAUAUGAUAUUGUGCUGGAGAUGAAGGAAUUAGCGAGUAAGGGAAUGACCGUGGAGGUUGUAAAGGAGAUCAAUGCCCUGGACCCUAACUUCUUUGUGCACAAUCCUGAUCUUCUAUUUCAACUUAAGCAGGUCGAGUUUCUUAAGUUGGUUAGCUCUGGUGAUCGUGAUGAAGCUAUAAAGGUUGCAAAAGCAUUUUUAGGUCCUUCAACAGCUAGCAAUGCAACUUUGCUUAAACCUUUGAAGGAGACCCUCUUCUUGGCUUUAAUGGGACCCAAUGAAGAUCCACUUACCAAAGGAGUACCUCUGUCUCUCCUUGCAACUUCGCUCCAGGUGGCAUUAGGUAGGAGGCUUGGCAUAGAAGAACCACAGCUUAUGAAGAUAGUGAGAACAACGAUUCACUCACACAAUGAGUGGUUUAAAAUUCAAAUGUGUAAAGACCGUUUCGAAGGACUUCUGAAGAUCGAUUCUUUGAAGGAUAUUAACACUUCCCUACUUACUGAAUCUAAAUCCAACAUAAAUCUUGAUGCUGACACCUCUGGGUCUUCCCAAGUUACAGUAUCUUCAAGUAGCAGAAUGCUGGAAGAUAGUAGCAGUCCCUCUCAGGUUUCUCCCGGAGAUGUUAUCUGUGAUGAAAGUGCUAUACUCAAAGUUAUGGAAUUCUUGGCUUUGCCUAGAGCUGAUGCGAUCCAUCUUCUGGCCGAGUACAAUGGGAAUGCGGAGACUGUCAUACAACAGAUUUUUGCAUAGGCUCAUCAAAUUGUUCUAUUAAAGAGUAAAUCUGUAGUCCACCCGAAGGAGAAAAAGAAGAAAGAAAACAAAUAAAAUGAAGUAAUCCAUUAUUUUAUUCAAUUUGUUACCAUAUCAGAUUUAGUUGUAAAUAACGCUAAUGUGUAUGAUGUAUACUAGAAGUCAAGGAAUUGAUGAGAGAAAUAGGGUGAGAAAAUAAAACC